Messenger RNA from Penicillium malachiteum, 972 nucleotides. It is a transcript of the gene trm8, whose product is annotated as tRNA (guanine46-N7)-methyltransferase. Gene Ontology annotation, molecular function: tRNA (guanine(46)-N7)-methyltransferase activity. Gene Ontology annotation, cellular component: tRNA methyltransferase complex. NCBI's taxonomy places the organism in Eukaryota, Fungi, Ascomycota, Eurotiomycetes, Eurotiales, Aspergillaceae. Bases 1 to 972 code for a protein of 323 amino acids. The record is from RefSeq and is a predicted model, not a curated record. Gene Ontology annotation, biological process: RNA (guanine-N7)-methylation; tRNA methylation. The transcript has 2 exons.
AUGCCAACUCCUCAACCCGUCAAGCGCCAGAAGCGCGAGGAGUAUCGCCGAAAGCUCCAGGACCAACAAGCUGCCGAUGGCGAGGUCAAGAUGCCGCAGAAGAAAUUCUUCCGGCAGCGCGCGCAUGCGAAUGUCUUCUCGGAUCACCAUCUUGAAUAUCCUACAAGUCCCGCACACAUGGACUGGUCCUCGCACUACCCAGCCUUCGUAGACCCCGACCCAACCCACCAAACCCUCAGCGGCACCCGCAAGCUCCUCAAAGACGUCGAAAUCGUCGACAUCGGCUGUGGUUUCGGCGGUCUACUCGUGGGUCUAGCACCUCUGCUCCCGGAGACAUUAAUUGUAGGACUGGAGAUCCGCACCUCAGUCCUGGACUACGUGCGAUCACGGAUUCACGCACUACGACUCCGUCAACAGCAAUUAAAGCAGGGCGACGUUGCACCUGUCGAAGUCGAAGAAACAGAUCGACCAGCUGAUGCGCCUGCUCCGGAAGAUGAAGUCGGAACCACAAAUGCUCUUGUUCCAGGAAACUAUGAGAAUAUUUCCGGAAUCCGCGCAAACACAAUGAAGUUCCUGCCCAAUUUCUUUGCUCGACACCAACUCUCUAAGAUCUUUAUCUGUUUCCCUGAUCCGCAUUUCAAGGCCAGGAAGCAUAAGGCAAGAAUUGUUUCUGAGUCGUUGAAUGCUGAGUAUGCUUAUGCUGUGCGACCUGGUGGAAAGUUGUAUUCUAUUACUGAUGUUGAGGAGUAUCAUCAUUGGAUUCUGAGACAUUUUACCCUGCAAGAUGAUGAGGAUGUUUCGAUGGGUUCGUCGAAGUUCCUUUGGGAACGGGUUGAAGGGGAGGAGUUGGAGAAUGAUCCCUGUGUGAAGGUUAUGUCUUCUGAGACUGAGGAGUCGAAGAAGGUUACACGGAAUAAUGGAAACAAGUAUGUGGCUGUAUUUAGGAGGAAGGAGGAUCCUGAGUGGGUUUAG